CUAAACGUAAGGAGAGAGCGGACCCCUCUUGAGAGUUCUACUGACGGCCCUCCCUCCAGCAGGGCGGUCAUCACAUCUGCCCAAUGGCAGGCCAUGUUGGACGCAGCAGACGAGAGCCAGAAACCAUUCUUUCAAAAACUGUAUGAUGAUGUUGUGCAGAGGGAAAGGGAGGCGGCGGCAGCAGCUAGAGCCGCCGACAUUGCUGAUCAGGUGGCUCUCCUUCGGAUCCCGGAAGCCAAUGCUGACCGGUUCCAGGAGGAACUAGCUGCUGCUGUAGCAGCCUUGGUCCCACUACGGACCUUGGAAAACCUUGAGUCUCGUAUGACAGCACUUGAGCAGCAGAACGAAGAGCUGCAGGCUAAGGUAAUUAGCCUCGAACAGUCCCAACUGUCUGCCUCCCGCCCUCCUAACCCUCGAUCUGCUAUAAUCCCAACCUCUCAAGCCAACACAGCCCUCGUGCCAAGGGCAAGUGGAAUCGUGGCAAGCGCAGGAACCGGCGCCAGCUCCUCGAGCGGCAGCACCGACAGUUUUGCGCUGGUCAUGGUCCCGAAUGCAGGGACAUCAACCCAAAACGCCGCAGUUCCUACUGGUGUUCAGUACAGCGGUCCCAUGGUGGACAAGCGGGCGGCCAUGCUGCCGUCCAAGUACGACGGGAAGGCAAACAUCACCUCUUGGAUUAGUUCCAUGAGGUUGUACUUCGAGGUCAUGCGGACAUCGCAAGAGGACCGAAGAUUGCUAUCGUCUUCAGGGAAACAGGCAAGGGGCGUAGAAGAGUCAUCAACACUCUCUACAACAAGGGAAGCUGAGCAGUCAAUUGCAGGCCCUUCCGAGGAGCCUGGAUCUGGCCAGCAGCUUGCUCUUGAAGCCCGAACUAGUGCUCAUUCCAAGGCUGGUGCAGUCCAAGUGUUAUACACUGAKCCUUGGGAGGAGCCUAAAGAAGUUGACUUCCACGCCCACAUGGAGCAUUGGCUGCAGCUCAAGCAACAACGCCGUGUUCAAGGGAGCGUGGAGCCGACUUUCUUUAAACUACUCAUUAACCSCCGAUACAUCCGUGUGCUGAUUGACAGUGGGUCAACCACUAAUUUCUUCUCUCCGAACGGGAUUCGUAAGGCGGACCUGGGUAUGAAGCAAGUGAAACUGCAGAACCCUUGUCGGACUCAGGUGGGCAACCAAGAGGUUGUCACUUCCACUCAUGCUGUCAAAGGUGUGCGCAUUACCUUUGACAAAGACCGCACUGUCACACAUGAGCUGAAUUUCUAUGUCCUGGAUAAGUGUCCUUUCGACGCGGUCAUUGGCUUGGGUUGGCUAAAGGCUCAUUGUCUAAGGACCACGUGGGCGGACAAUCAAUUCGUGGUACUUGAUGCCAAGGGGAACGAGCGUACCAUCUUAUUAGAUGAGACGCGCGAGUCCCCUGUGACUCUUCUAAGUGCUAACAAAUUCUGCAGGUCAGUGCGCAGGCGCAAGGAAGCUGAGUUUGUACAUAUAGCCCUUGUAAAACCACUCCAUGUGCCUUCUACUUUUGCUGCAUUUUCUACCUCGGUAAGUAACUCAACUUCUAAUCCAUCUACUUCUACUGUGAAUAAUCCUUCUACUUCUAAUCCGGUUGUAAUUGCUGUAAAUUCUCAGUCUAAUUUUCUUUCUCCUGAUGAGGAUGAUCCUCCACCGGAAGUCCCAACAAACAUUCGCCAACUAUUGGAUCGAUUCCCUGAAGUUGUGGCCGAACCUCGUGGAGUUCCCGAGCGUCCGGUCAAACACAAAAUCGAGAUAAUAGAGGGGAGUGUUCCUCCAAAGGGUUGCGUCUAUGGUAUGGGACAAAGCGAGUUGGAGGAGUUGAUACGACAGAUUGAUGAUAUGAUUGACCGUGGAUGGAUUAGGCCCGGUGGAUGCAAGGUCUUCUCCAAGAUCGACCUCAAAUCUGGUUACCACCAGAUUGAAGUUGAUCCGAGUGAUCAGCACAAGACUGCAUUCAAGACACGCGAUGGGAUGUACGAGUUCAUCGUUAUGCCCUUCGAUCUUAUGAAUGCACUGGCCACCUUUCAGUGCCUCAUGGAAAAGGUAUUUCGCCAUCAACUCAACAGGUUUGUGGUUGUGUACCUUGAUGAUAUCUUGAUCUUCAGCAAAACCAUGGAGGAGCACCUCAAGCACCUUGAGGAAGUUUUGCAGGUUCUCAAGGAGGCGCAGCUGCACCUCAACUUGGAGAAAUCUGAGUUUGGGAGGGACAGCGUCAUCUAUCUUGGGCAUCGGUUAUCUGCAAACGGCCUUGAGCCGGAGGCAACCAAGGUUGAGGUCAUCCGAAAUUGGCCUCAACCGGCAAACAUCCAGAACACGUGGGACAAGGAAUUGCACAAAGUGAAGGGGUUGUACAACAACUCCAUUCACUCUGUGACUAGUGUGACACCAAACCAAUUGCAGUAUGGAUGGCCGAUGCGUAAUCCCCUCUCCUAUCUGUUCCCCGAACGGUCACCUGGUCUGAUGCCCAGCAUGUCUGGCUACAAUGCCAAGUACGCACGCUUGCUCAAAGCUGCUAUAGCAGCUAUGAACAAUCGCCAGCAUGCCAUGAUCAAACAUGCCAAUAAGCUGCGCAAAGAAGAAAAAUUCAAAGUAGGGGAUUAUGUUUGGGUCAAAAUGUCCGAGUUUUCUGAUGAAGAGGGCAUAUCACGGAAGCUUCUUCCACAGUACUACGGCCCUUGGCAGAUUCUGAAGGUAGUCGGGGAAGACUUUGGCCCUUCAUUUGUGAUUGACGUGCCUCCUCAUCUGCGCACGUAUCCGGUCUUUAAUGCGUCCAAACUAUUCCCACACAUUGAUGAGGAGACCUUUCCUUUCCGGGACCCGAUGAUACCUCGCCCUAUCGACGACGGCCAUGAGAUAGACAAAAUCGUAUCUCACGAGGGCGGAGGGAGGAAUAGACAGUAUAAGGUUCACUUCCUCUAUCACCCGUUGACUGAAUUCUUCUGGACCGACCGGAAAGAGCUGCUAAAAACUGCUCCCCGUGUUGUGAACGCUUACGAAAGACAGAUCACCGAGGGACAGACCGCUAAGUUCGUAGCAACAAUGACUCCUCAUGGAUUGACCAACUCUCUUUUUCUGAUGUACUCCUACGAUGCGUUCUGUACCGACUCUGACUGAGUUGCUCGCUCGAAGGGACCUCGCUCUCGAGAGGGGAGUAAUGUAAUGACCCGCCAAAAACACAGACUGAGAACACUGCUGAUUUCUGGGAUUUGUCACUGGAAUGAAUGCCUUGCUGUGAU
Messenger RNA from Chara braunii, 3248 nucleotides. The record is from the annotation of a GenBank genome assembly. Lineage: Eukaryota; Viridiplantae; Streptophyta; Charophyceae; Charales; Characeae.